Molecule: messenger RNA, 621 nt
Organism: Colletotrichum graminicola M1.001
Lineage: Eukaryota; Fungi; Ascomycota; Sordariomycetes; Glomerellales; Glomerellaceae
Product: WSC domain-containing protein
Exons: 2
Coding region: 1-621 (206 amino acids)
Cellular component (GO): plasma membrane
Source: RefSeq, a predicted model, not a curated record
AUGAGGACCACACAGAUGUCAUUCGCUUUUCUCUCCACAUUCGCUCUUGUUAAUGCCGCCGCCACUCCCCCCAGCAUCUACAGGCGUGCCCCCGCUCCCCCGACUCUCGCUAACGGAUAUGCCUACCAAGGCUGCUAUGUCGACGUUGGCCGCACAAUCAGUGCUGCCCAAACGGCUAAUGGCCAGAUGAGCAACGACGCUUGCACUGCCUACUGCUUCAGCAAGGGCUUUGCCUACGCCGGCACCGAGUAUGCUAACGAAUGCUACUGCGGAAACUCUUUGGCCAAGGGUGGCGUUCUCGCCAACGAGGCCGACUGCACCUCCGUGUGCAGUGGAGAUGCCACUCAGCCCUGCGGUGGUCCCAACCGCCUGUCAUUGUACAAGACUUCUCAGAUCACGGGUCCCUCUGUGAACCCUGGUGUCGGUGAUUGGAGCUCCAUUGGGUGCUACGCCGAGGGAACUACAGGUCGCGCCCUCACCUACGGUGUAGGCACCGUCCCUGCCGGCCAGAUGACCGUCGCCAAGUGUACCGCCGCGUGUGCCGCUGCCAACUUCAUCCUGGCUGGUGUCGAAUACUCUGGAGAGUGCUGUAAGUCGACACUGCAGUACAACAAGCCCUAG